Geodia barretti is the source of this 363-nucleotide messenger RNA. The record is from the annotation of a GenBank genome assembly. NCBI's taxonomy places the organism in Eukaryota, Metazoa, Porifera, Demospongiae, Tetractinellida, Geodiidae.
AUGGCAGGUAACGCCCAACCGGUCAAAAACACCAUAGACCGAAUGGCAGGUAUGGGGGCAGGCUUUGAUCAAGGGGCAGGCUACGCCAAGCUGACCGGUGCAUUGACCCUGAAAAACAACAUGUUCUUCGCGCUUUCACCUAUCACUGCGGUCAAGAGUCUCGUACAGAUUUUUGCUCAAGCGGAUCCAAAUGUUGGCAUGGCCCAAAUGUUUUUGGCAAACAUUCCCGAAACCUACAGCAUCGGUAUUGCCAGCCAAAAUCGGGAUAAUGGGGUUGCAGGAGAGCUAUUUAUCUCGAUCGGCGAUUUCAAGGAAAUCAUCAUUAUGCUCAUCAGUCUGCAGCAAAUGGAGGGAAUGCAGUGA